Prunus mume (Japanese apricot) is the source of this 708-nucleotide messenger RNA. Lineage: Eukaryota; Viridiplantae; Streptophyta; Magnoliopsida; Rosales; Rosaceae. The record is from RefSeq and is a predicted model, not a curated record.
AUGGUGAAAAAGUCAGAAAAACCGAGAGAAGGUGAGGAGCAGUCCAAAAAUUUGACGAAGCCAAUGUCGUUUCCAUCCAAGUCUUCGAUCAACAAAAAGAGGAAAUCAAAGUCGACGGAGAAGAACGAUGAGGGUUAUGUCGAUGAUGAUAUUUUUGUUGAUCUUGAGGAUUUAAUGCCAGACUUGUUCAAGUCUUUGGAGCAUGAGCAGGUUGCUAGUAAUUGCACAUCUACAGUAAUCGAUCCAAUUCCCCAGUCAGGCAAUAAUUAUGAUUUUUUCACUCUAGCAGAUAUUGAAAAUAUGUUUGAGGAUGAUUUGAGCAACAUUAAUGUUGAUGGUAAUUAUUUUAUAAUUACCAAUAAUGAUGAUAAUAAUGGCCCCUCCAUCAACAAUGUUGACGCGGCGGUGACGGCGCAUGUGACCGGAGUUGAGGAACAUGAGACGACAAGCUUUGAGGCAAAUGACAACUUUGUUAUUGAUUAUUUAAUGGAUAUGUUGGAUAAUUGCGAUGACAGUGAGGGUGGCAAAAAUUACGAUGGUGACGAUGGCAGCGAAGAUGAUGACAACGAUGAUGAUGAUGAUAGCGGCAAAGAUGACAACAUCGGAUACGAUAGUGACGAUGGUAGCGACGACGACGAUGGCGGCAGUCCUCUAUUGCCAAGCUGCGAUGUUGAUCAAUUAUUUGAACAAUAUAUUGUUUUCGCUUAA